Nycticebus coucang (slow loris) is the source of this 916-nucleotide messenger RNA. RefSeq names its product golgi transport 1A (gene GOLT1A). NCBI's taxonomy places the organism in Eukaryota, Metazoa, Chordata, Mammalia, Primates, Lorisidae. The transcript has 5 exons. Gene Ontology annotation, cellular component: membrane; endoplasmic reticulum. Bases 69 to 536 code for a protein of 155 amino acids. Gene Ontology annotation, biological process: endoplasmic reticulum to Golgi vesicle-mediated transport; retrograde transport, endosome to Golgi. The record is from RefSeq and is a predicted model, not a curated record.
GCUUGGUUCUCCUGGCUGCUCACCACCUGCCAACGUCCAGCCAGAAGGUCCCCCAGGCAGACUGCAGCAUGAUCUCCAUCAACGAGUGGCAGAGUGAGUGGAGUGAUGGUGCUUGGCAGCAGCAGCCCACCCUGCCCCACCACAACUCCCUGCCCAUUGCAGAGAUUGGUGUGGGCAUCACCGGUUUCGGAAUCUUCUUCGUUCUCUUCGGGAUACUCCUGUACUUUGACUCUGUGCUCCUGGCCUUCGGAAAUCUACUGUUCCUGACGGGCCUCUCCUUCAUCAUCGGCUUGAGGAAGACCUUUACAUUCUUCUUCCAGCGUCACAAACUCAAAGGGACCAGUUUCUUCUUAGGGGGUGUGGUCAUUGUGCUCUUGCGCUGGCCCCUCCUGGGCAUGCUGCUGGAAACCUACGGAUUCUUCAGCCUGUUCAAGGGCUUUUUCCCUGUCGCCUUUGGUUUCCUAAGCAACACCUUCAGCAUCCCCUUCCUGAGCACGCUGUUCCAGAGGCUUCAAGGCACCAGCUCAAUGGUCUGAAUGACAGAAAUGAACUCCUUGAACUUAGAUCAUUGAUUGAGAGGGCUGAAGAGAAAAUGGGGACCACCCCCUCAUAUCCCCCACCCAACACUGACUCACUUCCCUGCAUAUCCGGACCUCCUCAAGCCCAGAAGGAAGGAUGGAGCUGAGCGACUGACCCAAAUCCUCAAGUCAGCUCAAGAAGCUGCCAGGACUGCUGGGAGGAGAGACCCAGGACCCCUUGCAGAUCAGACUGGGGCUGGCAUUACAUCCCUACCCUAUAUUUAUGGGAGGAAAAGAGAAGGUUAAAUCCCCAAGCCUUGAGUGUGUCUGAGACUCAAGUCACUGUCCCAUUAAGCCCAUCCCCUGCCUCAGGGCAGGCCACAUACCCCAUCAUUCCA